Prunus armeniaca (apricot) is the source of this 1893-nucleotide messenger RNA. Lineage: Eukaryota; Viridiplantae; Streptophyta; Magnoliopsida; Rosales; Rosaceae. The record is from the annotation of a GenBank genome assembly.
AUGACUAGUGGUAUCAAGCUCUCUUUUGCCAUGCUCUUCUUCUUGUUCUACGCUUUUAUGGUGACGGGUGUGCUCUCUCAAGCACCCCCAACCCCACCAAUUUCUCUAACCGUCGAUCAGUCCGGCAAUGGUGACUACACUAAAAUACAAGACGCCAUUGACGCCGUGCCGUCUAACAACGCCGCGCGUGUGUCUAUUUUGGUUCGACCUGGUGUCUACCAAGAAAAAGUUCAUGUGCCUGUAGACAAACCCUUUAUAACAAUGAGUGGCACAAACACAGAGCAUACCAUGAUAACAUGGAACCAAGCAGGAUGGAUAAAUCAAACCUCAGUCUUCACUGUGUGGGCUUCUGAUUUUAUAGGGCGCCAACUCACAAUUCAGAAUACAUAUGGAACCGGUGACAAAACAGUGGCGCUAAGAGUAUCAGGAGACAGAGCAGCAUUCUAUGGGUGCAGAAUUUUGUCUCAUCAAGAUGCCUUAUUUGACGAGAUUGGCAAGCACUACUACAAAGACUGCUACAUUCAAGGAGACACUGAUUUUAUAUUUGGAAGCGCUGAUUCUUUAUAUGAGAAUUGUCACUUGCAUACACUUUCGGGUCAAAACGGCGCUAUUACGGCCCAACGGAGGACUUCUCCUUUAGAGGAAUCUGGGUUCACCUUUUUGUGGUGCAACAUCACCGGCGUCAAAACGGCACUCCUGGGAAGGCCAUGGGGGCCAUAUGCCAGAGUCAUAUUUGCCUACACUCAAAUGUCAAAUGUAAUUCUGCCACAAGGUUGGGACAGUUGGAGGCUAUCACCCUACGACUUAAGUAAGGUUUUCUAUGGGGAAUACAACUGUUUUGGACCGGGAGCCGUGACAACACGAAGAGUUAAUUGGGCACACAAGCUUACCACCAGAGAAUUUGCACCCUUCAUGGCUCAGGCUAGUGCCCUUCGGCGUACGAUAAUUGGUCUUGACGGAGGAAGAGGGCAACAUGUAGCUCCCACUAUGGUUCGUCCCGGCAGCGGAGGAGGAGGUGGAGGAGAGCAACAUGGAGCUUCCACUCCCAUUGGAAGAGAAGGAAACAAAGCGAAGGAGAAUGAGAGAAAUAGACAAGGCGCUCCACCUCGAGCUCUCACUGCCACGCCCACUCCCAUUGGAGGAGAAGCCGCUCCACCUCGAGGUCUCACUGGCCCGCCCCCUCCCAUUGGAGGAGAAGGCACUCCACCUCUAGUUCUCACUGCCCCGCCCCCUCCCAUUGGAGGAGAAGGCACUCCACCUCUAAUUCUCACUGCCCCACCCCCUCUCAUUGGAGGAGAUGCCCCGCCCGCUCCCAUUGGAGGAGAAGCCGCUCCACCUCGAGCUCUCACUGGCCCGCCCCCUCCCAUUGGAGGAGAAGGCACUCCACCUCUAGUUCUCACUGCCCCGCCCCCUCCCAUUGGAGGAGAAGGCACUCCACCUCUAAUUCUCACUGCCCCACCCCCUCUCAUUGGAGGAGAAGGCACUCCACCUCUAGUUCUCACUGCCCCACCCCCUCUCAUUGGAGGAGAUGCCCCGCCCGCUCCCAUUGGAGGAGAAGCCGCUCCACCUCGAGCUCUCACUGCCCCGCCCCCUCCCAUUGGAGGAGAAGGCACUCCACCUCUAGUUCUCACUGCCCCACCCCCUCUCAUUGGAGGAGAAGGCACUCCACCUCCAUCUCUCACUGCCACGCCCCCUCCCAUUGGAGGAGAAGGAGAAGGAGAGGGAAACAAAGAGAAGGAAAAUGGGAGAAAUAGCCCAGAGCAGGCUCCCGCUUCCGCUGCAUGGCUCAUCAUUGAGGGGUCGAAUAAUGAUGUGGAACGGAGUAGUGGUUCUCCUCGAGUAGGUGCAGCCCGUCUAGGUCUUCUGGGGUCUUUUCUCUUUAUAUUUUUAUAA